AUGAUGUGCUGUUUGUCUGCCGAAGCACGUGAACAGAAACAAAUCAAUCGAGAAAUCGAGAAACAAUUGCGUCUUGAUAAAAAGAAUCAACGGCGUGAAUUGAAACUGCUAUUACUAGGGACGGGAGAAUCCGGUAAAUCAACAUUCAUCAAACAAAUGCGCAUUAUUCAUGGAACAGGCUAUUCCGAAGAAGACAAACGCUCAUUUGUUAAACUUGUUUAUCAAAAUAUAUUCAUGGCAAUGCAUAUAAUGAUUCGUGCUAUGGAUACGCUCAAAAUACAGUACAGAGAUAAACGAAAUGAAUUGGAAUAUGCUCCGUUGGUCCGAUCAGUAGAUUAUGAAACUGUGACAACGUUUGAACCUCCAUAUGUAGAAGCAAUUAAAAGUUUGUGGAAUGAUCCUGGCAUCAAAGAGUGCUAUGAUAGAAGAAGAGAGUACCAACUAACAGAUUCAGCCAAAUAUUAUCUGGAUAGUAUCGAUCGAAUCGACACGCCAGAUUAUUUACCAACUGAACAAGAUGUUCUUCGUGUCCGAGUUCCUACGACGGGAAUCAUUGAAUAUCCAUUUGAUCUUGCAAAUAUUAUAUUUCGAAUGGUGGAUGUCGGUGGCCAGCGUUCCGAACGUCGAAAGUGGAUCCAUUGUUUUGAAAAUGUCACUUCGAUAAUGUUCCUUGCUGCACUAAGUGAAUACGAUCAAGUUCUUGUUGAAUCUGACAAUGAAAAUCGAAUGGAAGAGAGCAAAGCAUUGUUCCGAACGAUCAUAACUUAUCCAUGGUUUACGAAUUCAUCUGUGAUCCUUUUCUUGAAUAAGAAAGAUUNUUCGAUAAUGUUCCUUGCUGCACUAAGUGAAUACGAUCAAGUUCUUGUUGAAUCUGACAAUGAAAAUCGAAUGGAAGAGAGCAAAGCAUUGUUCCGAACGAUCAUAACUUAUCCAUGGUUUACGAAUUCAUCUGUGAUCCUUUUCUUGAAUAAGAAAGAUUUAUUAGAAGAAAAAAUCAUGCAUUCACACCUGGUUGAUUAUUUUCCUGAAUUCGAUGGUCCUAAACGUGAUGCUCAAGCUGCACGCGAAUUUAUUCUGAAAAUGUACGUUGACCUCAAUCCAGAUAGUGAUAAGAUUAUCUAUUCACAUUUCACCUGUGCAACUGAUACGGAGAAUAUCCGAUUUGUAUUUGCAGCUGUUAAAGACACAAUCCUACAGUUAAAUCUAAAAGAAUAUAAUUUGGUUUAG
Molecule: messenger RNA, 1227 nt
Organism: Adineta ricciae
Lineage: Eukaryota; Metazoa; Rotifera; Eurotatoria; Adinetida; Adinetidae
Source: the annotation of a GenBank genome assembly